UUUUCAAAUAAAUUCACUUGCGUGCAGGAAACUCCAACUAGAUUUGUAUUUAGACCAUUUCGUGUUCACCAAACAUAAUAUAUAUAACAUACUCAUUGUGCACCUUUCCCUCCACCAUUUACUACUACAGCUACACUUAGACUUCUGCUUCGCUUAACCAAACUCAAUUGAGCCCAUACCAGCUUCCAUGGGAUCUACAGAUAAGCCGGCUGACCUGGAAACUGCCAAGGAAGUCCCGCCACCACCAAAAGGGGCGGCCUACGGGUCUACACCUCCUCCCCCUAAACGCGAUUACUUCUUUGUAGUUGAUGUGGUUCUCAGGUUCCUAGUGUUUGCAGCAUCACUUACAAGUGUGUUGGUCAUUGUCAUUAGCAAGCAAACAGUUCACCUAGGUCCUAGAAUAUCUGUGGCCAAGUUUAAUCACUCUCCGGCCUUCAUAUACUUUGUGGCGGCACUAUCAGUUGCAGGCCUCUACGCCAUUAUUACCACGCUAGCAUCCCUUUCAGUCAUCUGGAAGCCAAUCCUCUCAACAAAGUUCUUGCUUCAUUUUGUAUUUUUGGAUGUGCUAGUAUUGGGUCUGGUAGCCUCGGCCACUGGCACAGCCGGAGGUGUUGCAUACAUCGGAUACAAGGGCAAUAAACAUACGCAGUGGCUGAAAGUGUGCUCUACUUUUGAUAAGUUCUGUCAACACGUUGUAGGCGCUCUGGCUACCUCAUUGUUUGCCUCAGUUUUGCUUGUCCUUCUUGUCUGGCUCUCCACUUUCACUCUCCACCGAAAAAUUCCCAAAUAGAGUUUGUGCAGAUGGCCUUACAUAUAUUAGAAUCCUACCCACAUCCCAUCAGAUAUUUUGUGUGUAUGUUUUGUGUGUUUCAUAUUGAAUCUUAGCGUUUGUGGAUUUGUGUAAUUUAUAGGUUCGUUUCUUGUGUAAAUGUUUUCUAUUUGUACAGUAUAUCUAUCUCGUCUCUGAUGUGUCUUGUAUGAUAUGUAAGCCCAAUGGAUGAAUCUUAGUGUGUGGAUUUCUGUACAUUUGCAGGUCGUUUUGAAUUUUAACUGUCGUCUACUUGUAGUUUUGUACGGUAUUGAUUCGUCUUGAAUCAUUUGUAAGUCAGGACUCAUGUCUGGUCAUGGGUUUUCUAAGUGCAAUUGAAUGAGAAUUAGUUGCUGUUGCAAUUGCAAA
This is a messenger RNA of Prunus mume (Japanese apricot), 1177 nucleotides long. Its product is annotated as CASP-like protein 1D1. The record is from RefSeq and is a predicted model, not a curated record. Lineage: Eukaryota; Viridiplantae; Streptophyta; Magnoliopsida; Rosales; Rosaceae.